CCACGCUCCCGUGCACUUCGCACCUGAGACCGACCCCGUCACCGCGGACCGUCGUCACCGAGGACCAUCGUCACCAUCCAUCGUUUCACAAGAACGUCAGAGAAGCCUUGGCAUCCAGUCGUGUGGAGCCGGGGAUCCUCGAGCGCAGUGCAACGGCAACAGUGACGCAACAGCAGCGAGGCUCAUUCACGAAAGGGAUGCUCCCCCGUCCACAUCCCUGAAGCAGCCCUUCCUCCCUUGGCCCUUCCUCCCGUGGUCCUUCCUCCAUCGAGACUCGAUCUCCUCGCGGAAUGGACAGGAAGGUCGUCGCCGUCUUCGCCGGGCUCCUCGCCCUCCUCUUCGCUGCCUUCGCGGCCGUCUUCGUCCUUUAUCUUCAGGAGCGUCUCAACGAUGAGACCCCCACCGCCCACCGCACCUCCGACUGCUCCCGCCCCAGCUGCAUCCACGCCGCCCACCGCAUCCUCAGCACCCUCGACCCCACCGUCGACCCCUGCACCGACUUCUUCCUCUUCGCCUGCGGCGGCUGGCUCCGGGAACAUCCCCUCCCGCCCGACCGGCUCUUCUUCUCCAGGCAUCUCGACGGCGUUCGCGAGGACGUCGAUCAGGAGCUGCUCGAUCUGCUGAAGCCCGAGAGCCGGGUGAGAGGGGAUUUCCCGCCCUUCCAAAAAUUGAGGGAAUUCCACCAAAUGUGCCUGUCGGCUGGGGACAUCAAACACGACGAGCAAAUCGCUCAUACACUGUUACGGAUCCUGAACGAAGCCGGGGGCUUCAGAGGACCCGAGGGCUGGGACGACUCCGGCUUCGACCUGACCCAGCACCUGGGUGGACUCCUCAAGAGGCACUCGGGGUCGUUCCUGGAUGUCACAGUGGAUGUGGAUAUCAGGAAUGCGACGAGGUUUGCGUUGCAUGUCGUCCCGCCGAAUCAAAAGGCGGUCAUCUCGUCGCAUUCGAGGGCGGAGACGCAGGAGGUCAUUGAGAAUCAGCAGACGAAUCCGGACGUCCAGGCCCUGUUCCGCCUGGCCCUCGACGACGCGACCGGCCACGAAGAGCAAGGUCAAGGACCCAAAAAGGUCAAAAAGAGACCUCGGUCCCUCAACUCCACCGUUCUCCACAACUUUUUGCAGGAGUCCGUGACGGCGAUGCAGGCCUCGGAGGUCCUGGAAGUACUGGAAAUACUGGGCCUGUACGUCCCCUCCGAGGGACCCGCCCCGCUCGAGCCCCGUCCCCCCUUCCCCCGGCCGGGCCCGGGCCCCGGAAAAACGAACCUGAGCUCCCUCCUGGCCUCGGCCCGAGACGAUUUCCACCGGGCGCUGGUGCUUCUCAACGCGGUCAAGCAGGCGUCGCCGUCGGAGAAGGAGCAGAAGAUGGGAGCCCGAGAGCUGGAGACAUUCCAGCACAUCCUCACCGUGUCCCAGCUGAGCCACCGGCAUCCCUUCAUAGAUUGGAAGCGCCUCCUGGCGAUGCUCCUGGGGAGGGAGGCGGAUCCCGGCGAGGAGGUCUUCGUCGUCGCUCCGGAUUACUUGGACAAGUUGGCCGACAUCCUCGACCAGGCCGACAAUCGCACGAUCCACAACGCCCUGACGAUGGGCUUCCUCCGCGACACCCUGAUGGAGCUGGUGGCAUUCCCGCCCCACGGAGACAAGGACCGGUUCUGCCUCGAGGCCACGAAGAUGACCCUGUCCGUGCCGCUGGCCAGCCUCUUCCUCUACGCGCAGAAGGCGGGGGACCUCCGCGAGAUCCGUCGCAAGGUGAAGGAACUGUGGGACUCGGUGAAAUCCACGUACAUGGACGCCCUCGGCUCGAACCCCUCGCUGGACGCGGACGUGAAGGACUUCCACCUCUCCCGCGUCCAGGGGAUCGCCGAGUUCUUCGUCACGGCCGACUUCUUCUUCGAGGACCCGGUCAUCGCCGCCUUCGCCGACUCGUUCUCCAUGAACCGGACCAACUUCCUGGAGUCCGUCUCCGAGAGCUACCGGGAUCAACGCCGGGAAUACUACGCCCUCCUGAACAACACGCCGAACGCCAUUCAGACCGCGUGGGCCUUCCGCACUCCGCCGUACGUCGUGAACGCCUUCUACGGGUUGGAUUUCAACAACAUCGUGCUUCCGUUCGCCUUCCUGAAGAAGCCGAAUUUCUUCACGGACGCCCCGCACUACAUGCUCUUUGGGAGCAUGGGUCACACCCUGGCCCACGAGGUCACUCACAUGUUCGACCGAAGAGGAUUCGCCUCUAGCUGCAUCUCGCACAUAUUCCGACAUCAUUUCGGGUUACCCGCGCCGCAAGCCCAAAAUCAUUCCCCAAUCCGGGUGGACUCGGCUGUGAAAGCGGACAUUUCUGCUCGCUGCACAGGGAACAAGUUACUGAGUUCGGGGAAGAGGGUGAACACGUGGCCGAAGAAGACAAGGGAGUACUUCGAGGGCGUGGACUUCUGCCUCGCUUCCUCCUAUCAAGAACUCUUUGCCGACUUCUACCUUAUGGUUGCCAAUGACAGCUUCAUUGCGCAAUAUGAUGCAAAGUUUGCAGCCUUGGAGAACUUGGCAGAUGUGAUGGGCAUGAGAGUCGCACUGAAAGCAUAUCAGAAUUGGCAAAAGUCUCAUCCCCUGGAACCAGGGCUUCCCGGCGUUCCCUACUCAAACGAGCAGAUACUGUUAAUCCGAAAUGCCCAGGCAAACUGUGGCCAUUUGGAUGGGGCAGGCUAUGCAUUGGUCCUGGAAGUGGACGAGCACACGCCCCACCCACAAAGGGUCAAUGGGCAAAUGCGUCUCUUGGAAGAAUUUGCAGAUGCCUUCAAAUGCAGCCCAAGAUCUCCCAUGAACCCUCACCCAAAAUGCCCUCUUCUGUGAAAGCGCAUCUCAUCAAAACAAAUUAUGACUUUGCCUGGUCAAAUGACAGUGAUCCU
This is a messenger RNA of Darwinula stevensoni, 2899 nucleotides long. Lineage: Eukaryota; Metazoa; Arthropoda; Ostracoda; Podocopida; Darwinulidae. The record is from the annotation of a GenBank genome assembly.